AGUGGCUGUGGCGGCAGCGACCGAGGCGGCAGUAUGGAGGGCGAGAGCACGUUGGGGGUGCUGUCUGGCUUCGUGCUCGGCGCGCUCACUUUCCAUCAUCUCAACACAGACUCAGACACGGAAGGUUUUCUCCUCGGUGAAAUGAAAGGUGAAGCCAAGAAUAGCAUUACUGAUUCACAGAUGGACAACGUUAAAGUUGUUUAUACAAUUGACAUUCAGAAAUAUAUCCCAUGCUACCGGCUUUUUAGCUUUUAUAAUUCUUUAGGUGAAGUAAACGAACAUGCACUGAAGAAGGUUCUUUCAAAUGUCAGAAAGACUGUGGUGGGUUGGUAUAAAUUCCGUCGUCACUCGGAUCAGAUCAUGACAUUUAGAGAGCAGUUACUCCACAGAAACUUACAGACACAUCUUUCAAGCCCUGAGCUGGUUUUCCUGUUGUUAACACCGAGUAUAACAACAGAAAGCUGCUCCACUCACUGCCUGGAACACGCCUUAUAUAAACCUCAAAGGGGGCUUUUUCAUAGGGUACCAUUGGUGGUUACCAAUCUGGGAAUGUCUGAUCAACUGGGUUAUAAAACAGAACCUGCUUCCUGUACGUCCACUGUCUUUAGUAGAGCUGUGAGGACACACAGUUCUCAGUUCUUUAAUGAAGAUGGAUCAUUAAAGGAAGUCCAUAAGAUAAAUGAAAUGUAUGCUGCUGUACAAGAAGAGUUAAAGAGUAUAUGCCAAAAAGUUGAACAAAGUGAACGAGAAGUAGAGAAACUAUUGAUGGAUGUAAACCAAUUAAAAGAAGUUAGAAGAACCCAGCAAGCACGGGCUACAGGAGCAGGAGAGAAGAAUGUCCAGAGAAACCCACAGGAGAACAUCCUUCUUUGUCAAGCUUUGCGAACAUUUUUUCCAGAGUCUGAAGUUCUUCAUUCUUGCGUUAUUUCUUUGAAAAAUAGACACAUUUCUCCCAGUGGGUGUAACGUUAACCACCAUGUUGAUGUAGUGGAUCAGCUGACCUUAAUGGUAGAGUAUGUGUACAGCCCUGAAGCUAGUCCAGUGCCCACAGCCCAGCUACGUAAACGGAAGGCUCUAGACACACACGACCAGGGGUCUGUGAAGAGACCACGGCUGCUGGAGACAGAAAGCAGACCUUCUGUGGCAGCGUCCCGCAGCAGGCACCAAGACAAGGCUUCCUCAAGCAGCCUAGAUAUAGACAUAGAGAUGGGGAGCCCAGAAGAUGAUGCUGACUAUCCUCGCUCUCCCACAUUUUAAUUUUUUUUAGACGACAUUUCUUACUAGACUGAGGUUUCGGGCACUUGUUUUAUUUUUACUCUUUGCCUUCUGGAUUAAUACACAGAAAAGUUUGUUUUUACUCUAUUCACCUGUUUGUAAUACAUGGAUAUUUUUACUGUUCAACUGCUUAUAAUAUAUAGGUAAGUUAAUAUUUUAUACAGUAUCUUAAUUCUUACUUAUAUCUCACAUUGUAAAUGCUUUGUAAAUGUGUACAUAUGUAGAUGCAUAGCUAUAAAUACAUAUAUAAGCUUGUGGUUUGGGAACUGUGAAUGGUAGGCAACUUCUCUACCACUGAGCUCCAGUCCAAAGGUGUUUGGUUUUGGUUUUGUUUGUUUGUUUGUUUGUUUGUUUGUUUGUUUGUUUGUUUGUUUGUUUUGUGGGUUGAGGGGUGCAUUGGGAUAGGGUCUCUCUGUGUAGCUCUGGGUGUUCUAAAUCUCACAAAUAUCCACCUCCCUCUGCCUCCUGUGCUGAGAUUAAAGGUGUGUGCCAAUAAGAUGAUUUUAUUUCAAAGCCACAAACCUUUCCGCUCCUCCCACCCCCAAAUUGUCGAGGGAAAGACUUAAAUAGAUACAUUCUUUUCAACUAGAAUAUUCUUCAAGUUGGGAAAAGAGAAACUAGCCUUUUUUCACAACCUGGAAAGAAGCACAGAUGUUCGUAAGCCCAGGCGGGCCUCAGACUUGGUUCAGCUGGCACGGGUAUCUCCUAUCAAGACUGAUGACCUGAGUUGGAUUUUUGAAACUCCCACAGUGAAGGAAAGAACCAACUCUCACAACCUUUCCUGACUUCAUAUAUUGACCAUGGCAUAUACAUGAAACCCCCAUAAAUAAAUGUAGUGAAAAAUGUAAAGUUUGUAAUAUCUUAUUUUUAUAGAUUUUAAGAUUUAAGUUUUUAAGAUUCUUACUGAAGAGAGAACCCAGCAGUGCUUGAGGCCCUUCCUGAGGACUGUAACUCCAGCUCUGGGGAUCCAGUGUCCUCUCGUGCCCUCCAGAGCAUGCACACAUGUGCACACUCACACAUACAUACAUGUGCAUAAAGCACACAGAGUUUUGUUCUGUUUAAACCUGGGCUUAGUGGUGCUCACAUGGAGCCCAGCACUGUCAAUGCAGAGGUAGGAGGCUGCCCGGGACUUGUUAAUCAUCUGGUCUAGCCUAAGUGAACUUUAUAAUCGGUAGAGACACAUUACGGAAGACACCUGAUAUCAAUCUCUGGCCUUCAUAAACUCCUGUGCACACGUAC
Molecule: messenger RNA, 2514 nt
Organism: Mus musculus (house mouse)
Lineage: Eukaryota; Metazoa; Chordata; Mammalia; Rodentia; Muridae
Gene: Abraxas1
Product: BRCA1 A complex subunit
Exons: 9
Coding region: 34-1257 (407 amino acids)
Biological process (GO): mitotic G2 DNA damage checkpoint signaling; double-strand break repair; positive regulation of DNA repair
Cellular component (GO): nuclear body; nucleus; BRCA1-A complex
Molecular function (GO): polyubiquitin modification-dependent protein binding
Source: RefSeq, marked validated